Molecule: messenger RNA, 539 nt
Organism: Suricata suricatta (meerkat)
Lineage: Eukaryota; Metazoa; Chordata; Mammalia; Carnivora; Herpestidae
Product: probable palmitoyltransferase ZDHHC11
Biological process (GO): protein targeting to membrane; peptidyl-L-cysteine S-palmitoylation
Cellular component (GO): endoplasmic reticulum; Golgi apparatus
Molecular function (GO): protein-cysteine S-palmitoyltransferase activity
Source: RefSeq, a predicted model, not a curated record
UUUCUGUCCUGCCUGGACUGUGACCAGGAAGGAAGUGGAGCGGCUCUGUCUCCCAGGAGAUGGAUUUGUAUGACUGGAGCUGGAGAGGAGGCCUGCCGGAAGCCAGGGACCAACGGGUCCCGAGAUCCAACGUGUCCCGAGGGAAUGGCUGGUCAAGGCCCCUGAGCUCCUUCCAGGCAUUGGCUUGGACUCUGCUGUUCAUCGUUGCCCUGGCCAACUUCCGCAUCUUCAUCCCCUUUCUGCCGCCUAACUGGAACUUCAUCGCCUAUGGUGUGACUGGCGGGCUUUUCGUUUUCCACCUGGUGGUCCACUUGAUGGCAGCUUCCAUCAAUCCGGCAGAGGCUACUGUGAGGCUCAAGAACUAUGCAGAGCCUGUGCCUCAUUUUGACCGCAGCAAACCCGCUUCCGUCAUCCAGAACCUGUGUCAAGUCACAGACACUAAGAAGGCCAAACACUGUGGUCUCUGCAACAAGUGUGUAUCUCACUUUGACCCAUGCAGAUGGCUGAACAACUGUGUGGGGAUCAGAAAUUACUCGUGA